This is a messenger RNA of Rhagoletis pomonella (apple maggot), 4087 nucleotides long. RefSeq names its product protein spire-like. The coding region runs from base 1 to 3144 and encodes 1047 amino acids. Gene Ontology annotation, molecular function: actin binding. The record is from RefSeq and is a predicted model, not a curated record. Lineage: Eukaryota; Metazoa; Arthropoda; Insecta; Diptera; Tephritidae. The transcript has 19 exons. Gene Ontology annotation, cellular component: cell cortex; cytoplasmic vesicle membrane. Gene Ontology annotation, biological process: actin filament polymerization; cleavage furrow formation; polar body extrusion after meiotic divisions.
AUGGUAAAUGCUAUUAGGAAAUCAACAAAUAAAGCAACGAUUACAAAAAAUUUAGAUAUAUUUAGAUGUAAUGGUUAUGGUAGCGGUUAUGGCUAUGACAAUGAUAACGGUAUUGGCCAUAGCAGUGGUAAUGGCAAAUGUAAUGGCAGUGGUAAUGAUAGUCGUAAUGGUUCUGGUAACGGUAAUGGUUGUGGUAAUGCUAAAUGCAAUGGCAACGGUAAUGUUGGCGUUAAUGACAAUUGCAUUGGUUAUGGUAAUAGUAAUGGUGAUGGUGAUAAUAGUGUUAAUGGUAAUGGUAACGAUAAUAGUAAUGAUAAUAGCAAUGUACAUGUAAUGGUAAUGAUAACGGUAAUGCUCAUUUGCAACUUGAGAAAUGUAGGCCACAUACAGUACAGCACAAAAAUACAGCUAAUAGGCGAAAUAAAGCGCCACUACCUCUACUCUACCUUUCGCGCCUUCGCCAUUUAUGAAUAUAAAGUACGCGCAUACUUUUAUGAACGUGAUGAUAAUCAUGCGCUUCUUGUGGCUUCCCAUAAAAAGAUCCUGCGCAAAGUGGCAGUAGUUGUGUACACCGCCUUGGAUUAUAACUUGGCAGUGGAUGAACAGUGUCAAAUGUCACAUGAAUUAGAAGAACUGAUCACCUACAUGACAGCGGAAGAAAACGAUGAUGACUGUAUCGAUGAGGGCAUUGAUGAGGGCCACCAACGUUGGGAUGACGACGGCGAUGAUGAGAAAUGGAAUGAAACCAAAGAAUUUGAUUUUGUGCUUGAGGCCUGCAAAAAUCAUGUUAAACCCACUGUACCUGAAGACCAUUAUAAGGCAGUUUGCCGCGCGCUUGUGACUGAAGCAAUUGAGUUGCGAAUAUUUCUGCAGCAGGUCUUAAAUGACGGUGCCGACAAUCUCCAUCUAGAAGUUGAUUCACAAACAUCCAAACAAGAGUUGGCCAAAUUAGGCUUCAACGAUUGGGCACGUUUCUGGGUCCAAGUGAUCGAUGAGCUGCGACGUGGCGUUCGUCUGAAGAAGAACAACUACUCACGCACACCGAUAGAGUACGAGUUGACUCCCUAUGAGAUUCUUAUGGAGGACAUUCGUUCUAAAAAGUACCAACUGCGCAAGGUAAUGGUGAAUGGCGAUAUUCCGCCGCGUGUGAAGAAAGAUGCCCACGCUUUGAUAUUGGAGUUCAUUAGGUCACGGCCGCCACUCAAAAAGGCAUCCGAACGUAAACUUCCGCCACCCAUCAAACGCACACCAUCGCCACGCGAACAACUCAUGGACUCGAUACGAAAAGGACAAACACUGAAGCACAUACAACCGCCAACAACUCCACGACUCAAGGAUCGAUUGCUCCCACCAACCACAACGCUAAUGGCGACAACAACACCAGCAAUAACAACAGCAACACUAAUCAAUUCAUCGUCAGCAACAUCAAAAGCAACAACAACAACAGCGCCAAUGCAACAUGCAACAGUUAAUGCGCUGAAAAUGACAGAGAACGUGGAGCCGCACACAACGCCGCGCUCCAAGCAGCGGCUAAUCAAAGUGGAUUUCUCGCUAUUGCAGGAUGAUGACAAUUUCUUUGAUGAACCAACGUCAACUGUCAGAUAUGGCAACUGCAACACGGCGCACGUCGGUGUUUGCUCGCAGCCACAAAUGCCUCCCUAUCCGAUUAGCGGCUAUAUGACAAUGAGCAGCGGUUAUGGUGCGGCCGCCAGCAGUGGUGGUGUGACCAAUCCAAAUAUGAAAAGCCAUGCGGCCACAACACAAUUGCCGUCAGCGUUGACAACGCGGGUGCUACGCCGAACAACUUAUGACCUCGCCACCCAAUGCGAAUCACGACGCGCCUCUCUACGCCGCCAUACCAUUGUCGGCUGUCAGAGCAAUUUCGAUGAGACUCACUCGAUGCCGCCACCGAGACCCGCAUCGCGACAGUCAGAAGUGAGUUCUGUUGUUGGACCAGGUGGCUGUGCUGAAGCGGCGGUUACAGGCACAACUAAACAGCUACACAACAACUAUAAUCAAAACAAACAACAACAGCAAUUGAAACGUUCUCAAAGCCCCAACACAGCCGCUCAGAGCAUGAGUGCCAGUGUAUGCAGCGGUGAGAGCAGCAAUUGUAGCCGUUCGUUAUCCUCGGUUGGCCCAUGGAGCAAGUCCUUUCUGGAUGAGGAAACCUGGCUCGAACGCGGUGACGAUCGCCUCUCGUUGACACUGGAGGAGAUAGUACAUAUACGUUCGGUAAUGACGAAGGCAGAAUUAGAAGGACUGCCUGUGGGUGUGCGUGUCAAGGAGGAUGUCGAAAAGCGCAAAGUUUGCUUCCUAUGCCUGCGUACACGUUUCUCUAUUUUUGGACCGUGGGGCAUACAAUGCAAAUUGUGUCAGCGCACUGUCUGCUCCAAAUGCUACACCAAGAUGAGAAUACCAACGGAGCACUUCCGCAAUGUACCGCUGGUGCCGAUUUCACCAUCACUGCUCGCCAGUCCGGCUGGCUCCAGCACGCCAUCACCAUCACAUCACGCUCACCACACGCACUCAUCCUCGACAGGUAACAUAUUGGACGAGACGUUUCCCAAAUCGUUAAUUGAGCGUUUGUUACGUUCCGAGUCAGAGCGCAAGACUCGCAACACGGUGGGUAGCGCUCCGUCAUCGCCCAAACACCAAAGAUCUAAUAUGAGUACACCCGGCACAACCCACAUUGUGACCACCACCCGAACGGGUGGCACCUGUGUGACCGGACAAGCCGUUGAGGCUGACGAUGCUUCCGUGAUGACGUCUUCUUACAACAGCAAUAUAUCAAAUGGCGGCCAUAUCAAUAUGCACGCCAGCACCAAUAAGCAUAUUAACAUUAUGUCACGCAGCAUGGAGGGGCCGCGUAGUUUGCCGGCGAAUAGCCCUGCACGCGCGCAUUCAAACAGCAGCACCUUAGAUCGGAAAACCAAAUUUUCGCGCGCCUUCAUGCUAUCCGCUUCCGGCAGCCAACUAAGUCAGGAGCAAAAGGAGAAUAUGCGCGGUGAGCUAGUCACCGUUUGCAAUGACUGCAAGGGACUCGUUAUGGAAAUUACACGCUCCUCCAAGCAAACACGCUCCUCAGCGCGCAAUCGUGCUUUGCAAAAUCUUUCGCUCGACCUUUCGCCGGUUUACAAGUGAAAGGGUGACAUUGGUAGACCCAAAGGAGAAAAGUCAGCGAAUGCGAAUAUUGGAAGCGACAAAUGUUAACGCAAUGCUUGCGCGUUUGGAAAAUGACAGUGCCCGCUGUAGAGAGUGUUGAAAUGUGUGCUGCUACCGAGGUAGACCGUUGGCCUGAAAUAAACUUACUUCUGCACUUCCAGCUCACUCUUCCACUGAUGAGCAUACUUUUACAUAGACAUACGAGCACAGUUUGAACCAAGGCACUUGUCGUCGAGUCGCUGAAAAGUGUGCACCACUAUUUGUAAAUAAACAACAACUAAUCUCAUAAAUUGAAAUGUUAGAAUUUCGUUUUUAAACAAACAAAAAUCUGAAGGAAACCCCAAGUGUUGAAACGAACCCUGCUGUUUAUAUCGAAAAUUCACUAACUAUAAUUAUUAAGUUCCAAGAAUGCACCCACCAUUAUAUUAAAAAAAAAAAAAGUUAUGUACGCUGUGAGGCAGCUUAGAACUACACAAAAGCCACAGCUCGUUGUGCUUUAGAGAGCCUGAGGCUGAGAUAGGAAAAGCAAAUCGAUUUCGUGCAUAGUUAUGCAAGAGUUUAGUUUCCUUCAUUUUUAGUAUUUGAGUAUUAACUAUUUGAAACGAAAAUUUAUCGUAGUUAUGCUUUAAAGUUUGAUAUAAGCAACCGAUUUUCUUUUAGUCCAUUUUAUUUAUGCAUUCGAGCUAUACUCCGAAAGAAGAGUUUUCUUAUAAAUUAUUUUAUUUUAUGUAGUUCAAGCGCGGCGCUGCUAGAAUGUUCUUUUUUCAUUUAAAUUUCAAAUUCCGGUUAUUUUUUUUUAUAAUUUUUGUGACUUCGAAAGAGUAUUUUUUUUCUCACUCUUUACUACUAUUUUACGCGCGAUUUGCAUGGCCGCUAAACAUGAUUGGUUUCGUAAGAAUUGUACAAAGAGAAAUAAUUAAUA